AUGUCUGGGGAUGAAGUGCUCGACAAGUCUCUUGUAAACAAGUUCUUUAAGUAUGCAAGAAUGCAAUCCAACAACAAAAGAUGUGCGGACUGCAGCAACUCAUCCCCUAUAUGGGUGACUGUGACCUAUGGAUUCUUCAUAUGCACAGAAUGCGCUGCAAAACAUAGGGAGCUUGGAGUUGGGAUAACCAAGGUGAAAUCUACUAUUCUGGAUACAUGGAGUCUUUCCGAGCUUCGAAGAGUGUAUGUGUCUGGAAACUCCAAUGCUCCGAAGCUUGGAAAAGACACAGACCUUCGAGCCAAGUACACAAAAGCCAAAUGGUAUUCCGAUGCUGUUAGUGAGCUGUCUGAGAAAAACAAGGAGGAUGAGCCAGGGAUCUCUUUCAUUGAAAAUCUGACCAAGAGAAGCGAAAGGGCUUUAGAGCCUCGGAAGGUAGAGGAGAAGAAAAUGCCUAAGUUUUCGGACUCCAAUGCAAAGUAUGUGGAAGAAAAGAACACAAUGAGCGAGAAACAGCCAGACCUCCCAAGGGAACCUAGAGAUAAGAUAAACAAACCUGUAGCCAUCAGGAAAAACUCGUUUCCGUCUCUCCAGACCUCCCAAACAGAGGGAUUCAACGUCGAGGAUAGAGGGUCGGAUGUCAGGAAGCUUGGUUUUGGAGCAUUGAAGGUGCAGAAGCGUAGCGAGGACAACUUUUCUUCCGAGCAAGGGGAUGUUUCCAAAAUGUAA
This is a messenger RNA of Encephalitozoon intestinalis ATCC 50506, 726 nucleotides long. RefSeq names its product putative ARF GTPase activating protein. Bases 1 to 726 code for a protein of 241 amino acids. The record is from RefSeq and is a predicted model, not a curated record. Gene Ontology annotation, molecular function: GTPase activator activity. The transcript has a single exon. Gene Ontology annotation, biological process: COPI coating of Golgi vesicle. NCBI's taxonomy places the organism in Eukaryota, Fungi, Microsporidia, Unikaryonidae.